This is a messenger RNA of Pipistrellus nathusii (Nathusius's pipistrelle), 3081 nucleotides long. NCBI's taxonomy places the organism in Eukaryota, Metazoa, Chordata, Mammalia, Chiroptera, Vespertilionidae. The record is from the annotation of a GenBank genome assembly.
AUGGGCAACCUGGAGAGCGCCGAUGGGGGUCCGGGCGAACCGCCCUCCGUCUCGCUGCUGCCGCCGCCCGGCAAGAUGCCGAUGCCCGAGCCCGUUGAGCUGGAGGAGAGGUUCGCCCUGGUGCUGAGCUCCAUGAACCUGCCCCCUGACAAGGCCCGGCUCCUGCGGCAGUACGACAAUGAGAAGAAGUGGGAUCUGAUCUGUGACCAGGAACGAUUCCAGGUGAAGAACCCCCCACAUACUUAUAUCCAGAAACUCCAGAGCUUCUUGGACCCCAGUGUAACGAGGAAGAAGUUUAGGAGGAGAGUGCAGGAGUCCACCAAAGUACUGAGGGAGCUGGAGAUCUCGCUUCGUACUAACCACAUUGGGUGGGUACGGGAGUUUUUGAAUGAUGAAAACAAAGGCCUGGAUGUGCUGGUGGAUUACCUGUCCUUUGCCCAGUGUUCUGUCAUGUUUGACUUUGAGGGUCUGGAGAGUGGUGACGACGGUGCAUUUGACAAGCUCCGGUCCUGGAGCAGGUCCAUUGAGGACCUGCAGCCUCCCAGCGCCCUGUCAGCCCCCUUCACCAACAGCCUCGCUCGCUCUGCGCGCCAGUCUGUGCUCCGGUACAGCACUCUUCCCGGGCGCAGGGCCCUGAAGAACUCCCGCCUGGUGAGCCAGAAGGAUGAUGUCCACGUCUGCAUCCUUUGUCUCCGAGCCAUCAUGAACUAUCAGUACGGAUUCAACCUGGUCAUGUCCCACCCCCAUGCUGUCAACGAGAUUGCGCUCAGCCUCAACAACAAGAAUCCAAGGACCAAAGCCCUUGUCUUGGAGCUCCUGGCAGCCGUGUGUCUGGUGCGGGGAGGACACGAAAUCAUUCUUGCUGCUUUCGACAACUUCAAAGAGGUAUGCAAGGAGCUGCACCGCUUUGAGAAGCUCAUGGAGUACUUCCGGAACGAGGACAGCAACAUCGACUUCAUGGUGGCCUGCAUGCAGUUUAUCAACAUUGUGGUGCACUCGGUGGAGGAUAUGAACUUCCGGGUCCACCUGCAGUAUGAGUUUACUAAGCUGGGGCUGGAGGAGUUCCUGCAGAAGUCGAGGCACACGGAGAGCGAGAAGCUGCAGGUGCAGAUCCAGGCAUACCUGGAGAACGUGUUUGACGUGGGGGGGUUGUUGGAGGAUGCCGAGACCAAGAACGUGGCCCUGGAGAAGGUGGAGGAGCUGGAGGAGCAUGUGUCGCACCUCACAGAGAAGCUUCUGGACCUAGAGAACGAGAACAUGAUGCGGGUGGCGGAGCUGGAGAAGCAGCUGCUGCAGCGGGAGAAGGAACUUGAGAGCAUCAAGGAGACGUACGAGAACACGAGCCACCAGGUGCACACCCUGCGGCGAAUCAUCAAAGAGAAGGAGGAGGCCUUCCAGCGCCGAUGCCACUUGGAGCCCAACGCCCGGGACUUGGAGUCGGUGGGCAGCGAGGCCCUGGCCCGGGUGGGCCCUGCAGAGCUGAGCGUGGGCAUGCCGCCCUCCGACCUGGACCUCCUGGCGCCAGCCCCGCCCCCUGAGGAGGCCCUCCCUUUGCCUCCUCCACCUGCUCCUCCGUUGCCCCCUCCCCCUCCCCCUCUUCCAGACAAGUGUCCCCCCGCCCCGCCUCUCCCUGGCGCUGCUCCCUCUGUGGUGCUGACAGUGGGCCUGUCAGCCAUUCGCAUCAAGAAGCCUAUCAAGACCAAGUUCCGGCUGCCUGUCUUUAACUGGACAGCGCUGAAACCCAACCAGAUCAGUGGCACUGUCUUCAGCGAACUUGAUGAUGAGAAGAUCUUGGAGGACCUGGACCUGGACAAGUUUGAAGAACUGUUCAAGACGAAAGCCCAGGGCCCUGCCCUUGACCUCAUCUGCUCUAAGAACAAGACAGCACAAAAGGCUGCCAGCAAGGUGACCCUGUUGGAAGCCAAUCGUGCCAAGAACCUGGCCAUCACCCUACGCAAGGCCGGCCGCUCCGCUGAGGAGAUCUGCAGGGCCAUCCACAUGUACGACCUGCAGACACUGCCGGUGGACUUCGUGGAGUGCCUGAUGCGCUUCCUGCCCACAGAGGCCGAAGUGAAGCUGCUGCGGCAGUAUGAACGGGAGCGGCAGCCCCUGGAGGAGCUGGCGGCUGAGGACCGCUUCAUGCUGCUCUUCAGCAAGGUGGAGCGGCUGACCCAGCGAAUGGCGGGCAUGGCCUUCCUGGGCAACUUCCAGGACAACCUGCAGAUGCUCACCCCGCAACUCAAUGCCAUCAUUGCAGCCUCCGCCUCGGUCAAGUCCUCACAGAAGCUGAAGCAGAUGUUGGAGAUCAUACUUGCGCUGGGGAACUACAUGAACAGCAGCAAGCGGGGUGCUGUGUAUGGCUUCAAGCUCCAGAGCCUGGACCUGCUGCUGGACACCAAGUCCACUGACAGGAAGAUGACGUUGCUGCAUUUCAUCGCCUUGACAGUGAAGGAGAAAUACCCAGACCUGGCCAACUUCUGGCACGAGCUGCACUUUGUGGAAAAGGCUGCAGCAGUGUCCCUGGAGAACGUGCUGCUGGAUGUGAAGGAGCUGGGCCGGGGCAUGGAGCUGAUCCGGCGCGAGUGUAGUAUGCAUGACCACAGCGUCCUCCGGAGCUUCCUCAGCACCAACGAAGGCAAACUGGACAAGCUGCAGCGCGAUGCCAAGACGGCGGAGGAGGCCUACAAUGCAGUUGUGCGCUACUUCGGGGAGAGUCCCAAGACCACACCUCCUUCUGUAUUCUUCCCAGUAUUUGUCCGAUUCAUUCGUUCUUACAAGGAAGCAGAACAAGAGAACGAGGCCCGCAAGAAGCAGGAGGAGGUAAUGCGGGAGAAGCAGCUGGCUCAGGAAGCCAAGAAACUGGAUGCCAAGACCCCAUCCCAGCGGAACAAGUGGCAACAGCAGGAGCUAAUUGCCGAGUUGAGGCGGCGCCAGGCCAAGGAGCACAGGCCUGUGUACGAGGGGAAAGAUGGUACCAUUGAGGACAUCAUCACAGGGCUCCACCAGCCCAUUGUCGUUCGCCACCAAGCCAGGAGUGCGGCCCCACCCAGUGGCCCGCCUCGGGCGCCAGGCCCCCACUGA